AUGUCGCUCACAGGAGAUGCAUUGGAGGCGGCUGUAAGGAGGCUGCUACGCGAGUUCGGCAAUCAGUUGGAUAGGGAGGUGCUGGAGAGCGUGCUUGAGAUAUGUGGGGGCGACGUAGACCAGACCGUGGCCUUCCUACGCGUACAAAAUGACACGGACUACGUGGACCCAGGCCCACAACAGAAGGAGAGCAUUCCCAAGGACUACAUGGACAAGCCGCCCGGCUAUGCUGCCCCCAAGGCUGGCGAGGGCGACACAUCGAGCGCCGCGCUGCGGCUGAAGAAGGUGCUCCUGUCGGGCGAGGCCGGGUUCGAGGACCAUCUCACCGCUGUCGACAAGGUCUUCCCCGAAUACACCGCCGUACUGCUCAUGCUCCUCCACAAGAACGUGGAGCUGAGCACGGUCACGAAGUCGCGCGUGCUGGCGGCGUGCUGGCAGCUGCGCAAGCACGAGCUGGCGGACCACCUGGUCUCCCUCGAGAACCACUUCAACAUACCCGAGGUCCUCAAGGCCCUCAAGAUCUUGGAUGGUCCGAGGCGUCUGCGAGCGCUGGAGAAGAAGAUCGCGCGGUUGGAGAAGCAGGCCACGGCCAAGCCCAAGACGCUGGGCCUCCUGCGCGCCAAGAUCAACGACCUCAAGAAGGACGUACCCGGCGUCGAGACACAGCUGACGUCGGUCAGCGGCGCGCUGGCCAAGCGAGUGAAGAAGUGGACGCUCUCGCUGUCGAAGGAGAACCUCGACUUCUACGCCCUGCAGCUCCCCAAGGAGCCUUGGCAGGAGCUGGCGGACCUGGUCCACUUGCACCCGAGCGACUUCCAGCUGCCGUGGUUCCUCUCGUUCGUGUUCGGCCACCCGGCGCCGGAGGACUCGCUGGUGGUGCAGGCCCAGAAGCUCACGCCCGAGAACGCCGAGGAGCUGGUCACCCAGUACAAGUUCCCCUACAGCUUCCUCCGCAAGAACCUCCCCGACAUGUCCCUCAAGGUCAAGGCCCAAGUGGCCCUCUACGAGAAACUGGACACGCUGGUGUGGUACUACGAGGAGCUGAGCUCGAACGAGGUGGACGCCAUCAUCGCGCAGCGGAUCGACGCCGGCGAGGAGCCCAACUUCUCCUAUGGUAAGCUCAUGGAGCGCCUGCUGUACUUCAAGAUGAACGGCAUCGCCUUCUACCACAAGCUCGUCCCCGUCGCACAGAAGAGGCUGAAGGACAUCUUCCUCCCGCUGGAGCCUCCGGUGGUGGUCAUGGGCGACGCCUCCUACUCCAUGGACAUCGCGAUCCGUACGGCGACGAUCAUCGGUUCGCUUCUGGCGGCGCUCACCAAGGCCGACCUGCUCUUCUUCAACGUCAAGUCGUUCACGCCCAAGACCAUGCCCCGCACGAUCGAGGACGUGCUCGAGUGCGCCACCUCCACGCCCGCCGACGGCCUCACCGCCCCCGCCUGUGCGUUGUGGGACUACUACCAGAAGAAGACGGUCGUCAAGUUCUUCAUCGCCGUAACCGACGAAAUCGAGAACGAGAAGAGCAAGGGCGAGUACUUUGCACAGCUGUUCUAUAAGUACUACACGGAGGUCUAUCCCGCCAAGAUUGUCUUCGUCAGCUUCCUCGAGAACCCGGGCGAGAAGGGUCGGAUGGUGAAGUCGCUGGAGAACCUGGGCAUCGUGCCGCUCCAGUUCCGGCUCGACUCGCACAGGCCCGACCUCACCAAGGUCGACACCCUGCUGGGCCUGCUCGCCUCCGAGUGCAGCUUCUUCCCGGUUCAGGUCGACGCCGUGGCCCAGGCCCUGCGCCGCAGCGAGUGCCGGCUGGCCGCGGCGCUUGAGCAGAUGAAGGACCUGCCCUUCCCCGACCAGCCGCUGGGCAAGCAGGGCGGCGAAGACGAGGAGGAGGAGGGCAAGGGCAAGCAGAAGGCCAAGGCGCACGACGACAACGAGCCGCCAGAGGAGUUCCUGUGCCCCAUCACCCAGGAGCUCAUGAAGGACCCCGUCGUCGCCAGCGAUGGCCACACCUAUGAGAAGCUUGCGAUCGAGGAGUGGAUCCAGAAGAAGGCUGUGUCGCCGAUGACCAACGGCGCGCUGGAGGGCAAGCUCUACCCCAACUUCUCCCUCAAGUCCCGCAUUGCCGAGUGGAAGCAGACCCACAACGCCGAGUGA
Acanthamoeba castellanii str. Neff is the source of this 2148-nucleotide messenger RNA. Its product is annotated as Ubox domain containing protein. Bases 1 to 2148 code for a protein of 715 amino acids. The transcript is spliced from 15 exons. Gene Ontology annotation, molecular function: ubiquitin-protein transferase activity. NCBI's taxonomy places the organism in Eukaryota, Discosea, Longamoebia, Acanthamoebidae. Gene Ontology annotation, biological process: protein ubiquitination. The record is from RefSeq and is a predicted model, not a curated record.